GACAAGAAAGGCGCUUAGAGCCUCUUUCUAGUGCGCAUGCGCACAAAACAAAACGCGCCAAAUUUAGCGGGAGGGAGCGGGGAGGCCGUGCCAGAGCUUUGUCUGAUGGAUGGAUGGAUGGUGUGUGCAGUGUGGCUCACUCCCCCUUAACGUGAGCUUAAUGUCAGUCCACUUCCUCCUCAGAGCGGAGACCAGGAGCUUAUAGCGCGCGCGCGCACACACUGAGCCAACUGAACUCCUCUAGCUCUGCUUCAUCACCGGGAUGGCGCGGCGGCCGCGGCACAGUGUUUACAGCAGCGAUGAGGACGAUGAUGAUGUGGAGAUUUACGAUCAUGACUAUGAUGCUCCAUUAACCAAAACAGGAAAACGACACCUCGGCAAAACACGAUGGACGCGCGAAGAGGACGAGAAGUUGAAAAGACUGGUGGAACAUCACGGAUCAGAAGAUUGGAAAGUCAUCGCCAACUUUUUGCCUAACCGCACAGAUGUCCAGUGUCAGCACCGCUGGCAGAAAGUCCUCAACCCAGAGCUCAUUAAAGGACCCUGGACUAAAGAAGAAGACCAGAGGGUGAUUGAGCUGGUGCAGAAAUAUGGUCCAAAACGCUGGUCAGUGAUAGCAAAGCACUUAAAGGGGCGUAUUGGCAAACAGUGUCGCGAACGCUGGCAUAAUCACUUAAACCCAGAGGUAAAGAAGACGUCCUGGACGGAGGAGGAAGAUCGUAUCAUCUACCAGGCCCACGAGAAACUCGGCAACCGCUGGGCCGAGAUUGCUAAACUGCUGCCUGGCAGAACCGAUAACGCCAUAAAGAACCACUGGAACUCUACAAUGCGCCGUAAAGUGGAACAAGAAGGUCUGCAGCACACACCUAAAGUCAGCUCAUCGCCGAUAACCAGCGGAUACACGAAACCUUCACACCUGCUCAGCUACAGCCACACCCCAACCAGCAGCUCCAUGCCAGCCAGCCCCAUCACUAACCAGUACCCGUACUACAUCCCCGACCCACAGCGCGUGCCGUUUCCAUUGGCUCUGCAGCUAAAUAUUUUCAACAUCCCUCAACACGGCACUGCAGCUAUACAGAAACACUAUAAUGAAGAAGAUCCCGAGAAAGAGAAAAGAGUGAAGGAGAUUGAGAUGCUUCUGAUGUCGACAGAGAACGAGCUGAAAGGACAACAAGCACUACCCAUCUCUAUGGCCAGUUACACAUGGGGUCGGGGCUCUUUGACUGACACCUCAGUAGGCGUGGCUGUCUCCGUCCCAGCCCCACCCUUAGAGCAAGGCUGCCUUCCAGAGGAGAGCGCUCACGGCAACACAAACAGCCCAAACAGUAGCAGCGGUACAAACGGCGGCAGCAGUGCAGGCAGCAGUGGAGUCUUGGCAGCUUUACCAGAGUUCAUUGAUGCCAUUGACUCUUUCUUAAACGCUUCCGUGAGUCCAGACUCGGACAGUCAGAGUCUACCGGUCUCACCCUCCUCAGCCGUGUGCUCCCAGAAGCCACUGCAGCCCGAACUUGCUCUGCACCACCAGAAGGAGAACGAUAUGUUCAGGACUCCGACUCUAAGGCGCUCCAUCAUGGAGUGUUCUCCUCGCACUCCUACUCCAUUCAAAACAGCACUGACCCUGCAGGACACCAAAUACGGACCACUGAAGAGGGCUCACAGCCCUCCUGUAGAUGCAGUAGUUGGGGGAAUUAAACAGGAGCCUCAGGAAUGUGAAGUUAGUGUCGGAGGAGCACAUCAUGACCAGCCAUCGCUCAAAAAGAUUAAACAAGAGGUUGAACCAACAUGUCUGCAGUGGGAGGGACAGAAUCUUCACGCCCAGCUUUUUCCUGCAAGUGGCCCCACCCACAACAUGCCAGAUCUGUUGACGAGCUCAGCGCUGAUGCUGCCCGGAUCAGAGAAGAGCGAGAACGGAAAUAAAGCCGCUCAGAUCCCUCGCAGAACUCUGGGUAGCCCGGCACAGCACGUGGGCACAUGGGAACAGGUGCUUUGCGGGAAGACCGAGGACCAGCUUCUUCCCUCUGAGCCGACACACAAAUACCUCAACAACUUCUGCUCCCGCACGCUGGUCAUGUAGGAGACACGGGGAGCGUCGAGGAGCGUCGGGGAGCGAGGUCAAGACACAGAAGACAAUCAUUCUGCAAUAAUGGAAAGAGAAAACACUCCAUGGCCACUCCUAAGGCGGGGUUGAGUCAUUGUGGUACGUGAUUUGGGAGAGGCGUAGAGCCAUUCAUUUGACUGCACAGCAAUCUAUUAAGUUGUGCUUUUCCGUGUUGGAUGUCAGCCAACCAAAGAAAACGAAACUCGUUUUGUUUUUCUACUUUUUCUAUAUUGUUUGCGAUCCUUUAUUUUUUAAUAAUAUUGUAUUAUAUAUUUUGUAUUAUACAUGGGGAAAUGAACUGUCUAUGAGGGCUCUAAUUGUAUGGAUUUUAAUAUAAAUAACAAUUUGUAAUAAUUUAUUAUUUUGUAUUAAGAAUAAUUAAAUAUGACGGGCGCAUUUGUCAGUGUUGGACCCCAGUAUUCGUGUAUCCUGCUAAUCUCUAGUGUGCGUUAACUGUAAGGAGCGUGUUUUCCUUCGAGCAUUACCAUGAUUUACACCCUGUAGCCCAGCAGUGCUGCCUCAGAAAUGACACAGAAUGAUGUUUAAAAGUGCGCUACAUAAGACUCAUUCCGAACCAGUCCACUGAUCAGAGUACAAGUGCCUCAUAGUACACAUUGCCAAGUUCAGAAAUAAUGUGUGUCCUUGUAAAGACACUCAACAUUUCACUAGUGUUACCAUUUCAGAAAAAAAAACAAAAAACAAAACUCCGGGAUAUCAAGCCUCGAUAUCAACAAAGCUACAAAGCAAGAUUUCAAUUGAACAAAAAUAAGUGUUUUUGAUUUACUACCAAGCUAAAAACAAAACGUUUACCAAGCAUGCUUUCAUAUCAAAGGCCUCAGUGACAAAAAAGAGCUUUUGAUCUGAUGAGACAUAUUUUUUUUACACUUAAUUUCAUAACACUGUUUUUUAUUUUAUUUUUUUUUUAUAAUCCAGCGUGUCAACGGUAUUGCUAGUUUUAUAAACACUGAAAUUCUUGUUUGUUUUUUUUGUUUUUUUAUAUAACUGUGCCUUUUGUUUGUGAUGUUAUGUGCUUUUGAGACCAAGACGAUCACGGCCAAUCAGAAACAUUUAGCGGUAACAUUUUUGUUAUUUGCUGCCUUUUUUUUUUUUUGUAUUAGCGCAAAGUACAAACACUUUUUUUUAUAUACAACAAACAUUUUCUACACGUUUUUUGAUAUGACCUUUUUUUAAACUGCCAUGUGAAUAAAGUGUGUUUUUGGAA
This is a messenger RNA of Neoarius graeffei (lesser salmon catfish), 3320 nucleotides long. RefSeq names its product v-myb avian myeloblastosis viral oncogene homolog (gene myb). The record is from RefSeq and is a predicted model, not a curated record. Lineage: Eukaryota; Metazoa; Chordata; Actinopteri; Siluriformes; Ariidae. Gene Ontology annotation, biological process: regulation of DNA-templated transcription. Gene Ontology annotation, cellular component: nucleus. Gene Ontology annotation, molecular function: DNA-binding transcription factor activity, RNA polymerase II-specific; RNA polymerase II cis-regulatory region sequence-specific DNA binding.